AUGCCCCCAUCUCCGCCACGUCACCGAUCCGCACCACCAGCCUCCCACCGCAUCCCACCUUCCGAUCGCAAUCCAACGGCCCAACUCCAGCAUCCCACGGAUCGACCCAGCAGAGAGCAGAGACCUCCCGCCUCCAACUCCCGAAAAUUUCGGGGCUUCCCUCGCAACCCCAGCCCAUAUAAAGCCGUCACCUCCGAUUCCCCAAUCCAUCCCAAGCUUCAACAUCCACACGAGUCCUUCUUCUCUCAAACAAAAACAAAUCCAGCGACGAUGUCUGGGCGCGGCAAGGGCGGCAAGGGGCUGGGAAAGGGCGGCGCCAAGCGCCACCGGAAGGUCCUCCGCGACAACAUCCAGGGCAUCACCAAGCCGGCGAUCCGGAGGCUGGCCAGGAGGGGCGGCGUGAAGCGCAUCUCCGGCCUCAUCUACGAGGAGACCCGCGGCGUCCUCAAGAUCUUCCUCGAGAACGUCAUACGCGACGCCGUCACCUACACGGAGCACGCCCGCCGCAAGACCGUCACCGCCAUGGACGUCGUCUAUGCCCUCAAGCGCCAGGGCCGCACCCUCUACGGCUUCGGAGGCUAGAUUCGUCUAGUGGUGCCAGUAGUGGGGCAACUUCCUCGUUUGCUCUGUGUCAUGUGUUGUGUGGUAGAUGGGAUUUACUGCUUUGGCGUGCGUCGUUGUGCUCUGUCUUGGGUUCAGUAGGCUGUGUAAUACCCAAAGUAUGUUGUGUUCAAUGAAAUCAGUUCAAUUCUAAAUCAUGACGAAAUGCUUCACUGUUGAA
Molecule: messenger RNA, 781 nt
Organism: Triticum dicoccoides
Lineage: Eukaryota; Viridiplantae; Streptophyta; Magnoliopsida; Poales; Poaceae
Product: histone H4-like
Exons: 1
Coding region: 1-582 (193 amino acids)
Cellular component (GO): nucleosome
Molecular function (GO): protein heterodimerization activity; structural constituent of chromatin; DNA binding
Source: RefSeq, a predicted model, not a curated record